Mytilus trossulus (common blue mussel) is the source of this 1322-nucleotide messenger RNA. RefSeq names its product retinol dehydrogenase 12-like. The transcript has 8 exons. The record is from RefSeq and is a predicted model, not a curated record. Lineage: Eukaryota; Metazoa; Mollusca; Bivalvia; Mytilida; Mytilidae. Bases 106 to 1101 code for a protein of 331 amino acids.
GGGAGAUAACUGAAGAAUGGCAUCGACAAAGAUACAGAGUUUUAUUUCAAAUCACAGAAUAGCAUUAAUAGCAGCAGCUGGAGUCGAGUCGUGUCUAUACUAGCAAUGGAAUACACAGAAGUCAUGGAAAUUGUACAAACUUUUCUUCUUGACCACAAAGUAGCUUUGAGUAUUGCAGUAGGUGUUGGUGUAACAUUGAUAUGCGUUAGACGUUACGCAGCUGGUGUCAGGUAUACAAACACAACCACCAGAUUAGAUGGAAAACAUGUGAUCAUUACUGGUGCUAAUGCAGGUAUAGGAAAAGAAACAGCCAUCGACUUGGCAAACAGGGGAGCUAAAGUCACACUUGCAUGUCGAGACAUGAAAAGAGCACAAGAUGCAGCAGACGACAUCAAACAAAUUACCGGGAACCAAAAUAUUAUCGUCAAACAACUCAAUCUAGCCUCGCUGAAGUCGGUGAGAAGUUUUGCUGAAGACAUCAACAAAAACGAGAAGAGACUAGAUAUAUUGAUAAAUAAUGCAGGAAUAAUGAGAUGCCCUUACUGGAAAACAGAUGACGGAUUUGAGAUGCAGUUUGGAGUCAAUCAUUUAGGACACUUUCUAUUGACUAAUUUAUUAUUAGAUAAGCUGAAGAUGUCUGCGCCAAGCAGAGUUGUAACAGUUUCAUCUUUAGCCCAUACAAGAGGAAAGAUGAACUUUGACGAUCUGAACCAGGAAAAGAAUUAUGAUUCUGGUGACGCGUAUUCACAGAGUAAACUGGCAAAUGUGCUUUUCUCCAGUGAAUUGGCAAAGAAACUACAAGGAACGGGUGUGACGACAUAUUCCUUACAUCCGGGAGUUAUAAAUACAGAGCUAUCUAGACAUGUAGCACAGAGCAUUGGAUGGAGAAUGCUUCUUUCGGUGGUAGGUCCGUUGAUUAAAACUCCAAACGAAGGAGCUCAGACGACUCUAUAUUGUGCUGUAGAUGAAUCUCUCUCCGGAGAAACUGGCAAAUAUUACAGUGAUUGUGCGAAGAAAACACCAUCAAAAGAAGCACUAAAUGACGAGAUCGCAAAGCGACUUUGGGGGAUUUCUGAAAAAAUGGUAGGCCGUAAACACUAACACAGCCUAGGACUUGAAUGUGAAUUAAAGACAUUGCAACGGGUAGAACAGCCAUGAGCCAAAAAGAAACCAGCCAAGUAUUAUGAUCAAUUCAGGAAAUACAAAUUAAAAUACAUUCUGUGUAAAAUAGAUAUAAACGGAUGGGAUGAAAACCAGCACAACUUUACCUCAUAUUUACUUUAUGUAUGAAUUAUAAAUAUAAUAAAUUCAUUUUGAACAAA